Molecule: messenger RNA, 1024 nt
Organism: Aphanomyces invadans
Lineage: Eukaryota; Oomycota; Saprolegniomycetes; Saprolegniales; Verrucalvaceae
Exons: 3
Coding region: 31-969 (312 amino acids)
Molecular function (GO): phosphatidylinositol binding
Source: RefSeq, a predicted model, not a curated record
UUCAACCCACGAGAUACACCGAAGGAAGCUAUGGAGUCGCCGACAACAGAGACGGCAUCGUCCUUCGUGGCCGGUCCACAGACGACUGCGACAUUCUUCCGCGUCCAGCUCAUCGGGCAUGAAGACGGCGAGGACCCCAACACACACAGCAAAGUUGUGCUCUACCGCACGGUGGUGCAGUACAACGGUCAAGCAUUCGAGCGUGCUCUGCGGUUCAGUCGAUUCUACGCGUUUUACAGCAACCUCACGUCCGCGGAGAAGAAAGCCAUCAAUGCUUCCUUUCCGCGGCGCUAUCCGUUUGUCGCCGAGUUGGACGAGGAUCGUCUCAAGAAGCGCGAGAAGCAGUUGAAUGUCUUCUUCGCUGAACUGUGUAAAAAGGAGAUCACGCCAACGAUGGAGCUGACCUUGUUGAACCUGUUCAAGAUCAAGGAGCGCCAUUUGGGACCGCAAAUCCGAGGAUCCAUUUUGUACGUGCCACGACCCCGCGUCGACGGAACAUCGUCCGAGGCGUCAUUUCAACCGCCUGUUCGGCGCGUGUUCACGAACGGGAGCAACAUCAUGACAAGCCGCUCGUCCAUUCUGUCGCAGAGCUCGUUGACGUCGAACGCGUCCCUUGACAGCGAAUUGCCCCACCAGUACUUCCCCAUCCAGCAGCGUUUGUCUAUCUCGUCGUCGGUCGCGAGCCCACUGCCGUCGACGUGUUCAUGGGUGUCAGCAACGAGUGCCAUGCCAGACAUCGUGCAAGUGGCUCCACCACGGCCGACGGCCCCCGUGAAGAUGAACUUGUUCGUGCCAAGCCCCGUGCUUCCGUCAGCUACGCUCAACUUCGAAGCCCAAGUCCGUAAGCACAUGGAAACGAUUGGCAAGAUGCUGCAUGACGACGAUCUGCAUCUGCUCAGCCCGCCGGCCAAACCCAUCCAGUUCCACGCCGCUGCCGUAAUCGAUUGCCCCGCAUCUCGAUAUAUUUAAGUUACAUCCCGCGUCCUUGCUAAUCGAAAUGCGAUCGCCAUUUGUGUUUACGAAA